AUGGAAGAUAUCCCCGUUCAAUUUGCUGAAGUUCAUUAUGUUUCAAUUCAAAAGAUCGGUAAUGUACCGGUAAUAAAAGGUGAUUUUCAAUCGGUUCCUUCAAAGGUCCAAGCAUGGCUUGCACAAAUGAUUCAAUUAUGUACACCUCGUGCUGUAUAUAUUUGUGAUGGAUCCGAAGAAGAAGCUGAAAUGGUUACAAAUAAGUUAGUUGAACGUGGUACAUUAACACAAUUAACAAAAUAUGAAAAUUGCUAUAUUUGUUGGACUGAUCCUCGGGACGUUGCUCGCGUUGAAUCAAAAACAUUUAUUGUUACUGAUGAAAAAUAUGCAUCAGUGCCACAUUCACGAGAAGGUGUAAAAUGCGUUCUUGGUCAAUGGAUGUCACCUGACGAUAUGAAAAAAGAACUGGAUGAUCGACUUCCUGGAUGUAUGGGUGGUCGAAUGCUCUAUGUCAUUCCAUUCAGUAUGGGACCAAUUGGCUCACCAUUAAGUAAAAUUGGAGUACAAAUUACUGAUUCCAAUUAUGUAUUACUUUCCAUGAGAGUGAUGACUCGUGUUUCAUCGGAGAUUUGGAAACAUCUUCGACAUGAUGAAGAAUUCGUUAAAUGUCUUCACUCUGUCGGUCUUCCGCGUCCACAUACGCAAAAGGUUGUUAAUAAUUGGCCAUGUAAUCCUGAAAAAACAUUAAUUGUGCAUUUUCCAGAUAUUCGAAAAGUAAUUAGUUUCGGAUCAGGUUAUGGAGGAAACAGUUUACUUGGCAAGAAAUGUUUCGCUUUACGUAUUGCUGGUCGUAUUGCCAAAGAUGAAGGAUGGUUAGCCGAACAUAUGUUAAUUAUGUCAAUAACAAAUCCAAAAGGUGAAGAAAAAUUCAUCGCUGCUUCGUUUCCAUCUGCUUGUGGUAAGACAAACUUAGCAAUGUUAACACCAACAAUCCCGGGUUAUACCGUUCGAUGUGUUGGUGAUGAUAUUGCAUGGAUGAGAUUUGAUAAAGAAACUGGUGAAUUACGUGCAAUUAAUCCUGAAGCUGGAUUCUUUGGUGUUGCACCAGGAACAAAUAUGAAAACAAAUCCAAAUGCAAUUUUAACUUGUUUGAAAAAUUCAAUUUUUACCAAUGUCGGUGAAACAGCUGACGGUGGAUUCUACUGGGAAGGUCUUGAAGAUGAAACACCGGCAGGUACGGAAAUUAUAUCUUGGACUGGUGAAAGAUAUAAAUUAGGAGAAGAUAAAACAAAAAAAUCAAGUCAUCCAAAUGCGCGAUUCUGUUGUCCAGCUCGUCAAUGUCCAAUAAUUCAUAGUAAAUGGGAAGAUCCAGCUGGUGUACCUAUUUCCGCUAUUAUCUUUGGUGGACGAAGACCGGAAGGUGUUCCUCUAGUUAUUGAAGCAUUCGAUUGGAAACAUGGCGUUUUUCUUGCUUCACAGCUUAAAUCUGAAACAACUGCAGCAGCUGAAUUUACUGGCAAACAAAUUAUGCAUGAUCCAUUUGCAAUGCGACCAUUUGUUGGUUAUAACUUUGGACAUUAUAUUCAACAUUGGCUUGAUUUUGAAAAAGAUCCAAACAACAAAUUACCGAAAAUCUUUCAUGUCAAUUGGUUUCGUUUGGAUGAAAAUAAUAAAUUUCUUUGGCCUGGAUUUGGCGAUAAUAUUCGUGUACUUGACUGGAUUAUUCGACGUGUUAAUAAUGAAGAUGUUGCUGAUGUAUCACCUGUUGGUCUCUUACCCAAGAAAGGUUCCAUUAAUCUUGAUGGUCUUAAUGUUGAUUGGGACAAAUUGAUCAGUAUACCGAAAGAUUAUUGGGCUAGCGAUAUUGAUGAAACCUUGAAAUGGCUUGAUGAACAAUUAGGUGAUGAUUUACCGCAAGAUAUACGCAAAGAAAUUCAGAAACAAAAAGAUCGUCUAUCUCAACCAUAA
Molecule: messenger RNA, 1908 nt
Organism: Rotaria socialis
Lineage: Eukaryota; Metazoa; Rotifera; Eurotatoria; Philodinida; Philodinidae
Source: the annotation of a GenBank genome assembly